Paramisgurnus dabryanus is the source of this 3053-nucleotide messenger RNA. RefSeq names its product CKLF-like MARVEL transmembrane domain containing 4 (gene cmtm4). Lineage: Eukaryota; Metazoa; Chordata; Actinopteri; Cypriniformes; Cobitidae. The record is from RefSeq and is a predicted model, not a curated record. Gene Ontology annotation, cellular component: membrane.
UGCUGUCUAGGUACGUUGCACGCUCGGUUUAGACUGCCGUGUGUCGUCUUGCACUUCAGUAUUGUGAUUUUCGUCUGCAUAACAGAAUAUAACCACCAGACUUUCUCGGAAUGAUUGUUUUUGUGCGUCUACUUCACUGACAUCAGACUUUUUGAUGAAAUCCUCACAGGAAUGUAGUUGAGAGGGCGGAGACUCUUUAACUCUACAACAUUACAUUCUCCAUCUCCGUCCCGAAACUGUGAACUAUGGGCAAUGGCAUGAAAGAAAAGCCUUGAUCAUUCGGGCUCGUCGGCUCUGAUCAGAACAGGAUCCGAACACAGAGUCGGGUUUGGGAUCAUGGAAAGGUGGAUGUAGUCGUUGGGCUCGAGAUCGAGUGUAGGUCAUACUCACCGCUGGAGUUCAUCGCGGCAUUUACGGUGAACCUUCAGUAACGAAGCUUGUUGUUUGUUGAAACAUUGUGACUGGUGUUUUCUGCCUGUCAGUAACGUUAUUCAGAAGUGCAGCGGAUCACUGCAAGUCUAACCCCAAAAUCCGAUAUCAUAUCUGGGCGGGACGCGAGGAAUUAAGCAUGAGGAAUAACGAGGACACGGACGGCUUUGAUGGCGAGGCCUCCAACACAUCCAUGAUUUCAGGGGCCAACAGUCCAUAUCAACCGACCACCGAGCCCGUGCACUCCAGAAAUGUGUUUAGGGGCAUUAGAUGUGACAUGGAGUAUCUCAAAUCACAUUUCGGUAUUUUAAAAGUAGUCGAAGUGGUCUUGGCUCUUUUUUCUUUCAUUUGCAUUGAGACCAUAAUGAUGUGCUCGCCCUGUGCUGGCGUCUACCUCUUUGAGUUUGUCAGCUGCAGUGCCUUCGUUGUCACAGGCGUCUUGCUUUUCAUCUUCAGCCUGAACCUUCACACCAAAGUGCCGCAUGUCAACUGGAGUCUUACGGAUCUUAUCAACACUGCCACCAGCACCUUGUUCUUCUUUUUGGCUUCAGUGGUUUUGGCAGCGCUCAACCAUAAAUCUGGAGCAGAGAUUGCAGCUGUGAUUUUUGGGUUUCUGGUGACUGGGGUUUAUAGUCUGAAUACUUACUUGGCCGUGCGGGGGUGGCGUCUCGGAGACUCGCGUGAUGGACCCCUGCAGACCAGCGAGUACAUGCGUGCCCGCACCGCCUCACGUGGAGAGGUGGAGUCACGGCCUGAACUACAGUAAAGGCCACAGGCGGACCAAUAAAGACUUAGACUGUGCAAGCCCUGCCCACAGUCUGCAUUCCUUUUGUGGUAUUUUCCUUUACAUUACGGUGGGAAUAUUAGGACAUACAUACAACCAUCAUCAUUUGACUGUAUACCUUAAAAUGUAUCUUUUCAUUAAGAAAGGGGAAGGAUGAUCUGGAUUAUUAUUGACUGAAGUUCUCUCCACAGUGUUCCUUAGCAUCCCCCAACAGGGAACCUUAGAAGUCUUAUGUCUAAACCAGAACCAGAUGGAUGUAAUAAUGUCUGCAAUAAGCCUGACAAAGUCGGUCAAACACCGUUUGAAACCCCACUGUUUAGCUCUACUACCAGUUUUCUAUACAACGUCAUAUUAAAGACCAAAAACACUGUACAUAAACGUUGUACAGCGGUGGAAGAUCAAAUGUAUGUUGUGAUUUUCUGAGACUUUACAUAACGAUUAAUGCUUUGUUUUGGAUUGAAGUGAAAUAGAAAUCGGUGGGCUUUUGUUAUUGAAUGUUUUCACGGCAUUUCAUACAAACUGAAGUCUUUUGUUGUGUUUUAUCUUUUUUAGCCAUUAUCUUAUUAUAUCAAACACAUCACACUAGUACAAUGGGUGUACAUUUAUUUGGUUAUUUUCUCUGUAAAGAUCAGGAGCGCCAAUAUUUAUUUUAAUGUUUAUUAUUUUUUUAUCAAACAUUUCACCUCUGCAGUGUGACCCUGUAUUCAUUUUCAAAUGAUUGCAAUGUGCUGGUGUGUGAAUGGGGAUUUUAUUGCUAGUUCAAGCUUUAAAAAAGAUACUAAUCAUUGCAACUUUUAUAUACUUUAUAGAGACUAAUUUGUGUGUGAAUAGUUUAUUGAUUGUUUUCAUGCUCCUCUUUAUGGUUGUUUUUAAGGAUUUUUUUUACUGUGCUUUGCAUCUCUGUGCAGUUAUCUGUAUAUAUUGAUUCAAAGGAUAGAGUGUUUAAGGAAGGUGUGUGUAUAUAUAUAUAUAUAUAUAUACAGAAUCUGUGUGUGUGAUAUGACAUUCAUGAAGGUUCCCUCUUGGUAUUAAUUGACAUUUAAUAGACUGUAUUUCAAGGAACGAGUGUACUGUGUGUGUGCGGUAUACGAUUACAUCAACUAAACUGUGUAUCUUUCUUAGUGUGCCUUAAUGAUAAAGGCUUGAAUUGUUGAAUCGCUCAAGCUUCCAGACACUAAAUUCUAUUUACUGAACUGAUUGUCUUUAUAAACAUCAAUUCUGAAGGAUUUAUGGACACUUCAGCCCAUUGUUACUAGGACAUGUUUUACCAAGGCCUAGUAUAGUUGUUUAUACUUGAUGUAACACUUUGAUAAAGGAGGUCAUUCCUCAUGUCAUUCAUUUAUAUUCUUGAUUUUAUUACUUUCUGAAGUUCUUAAUUGAAAGCACUUUUUGACUGUAGGCCAAUGUUGGUAUGACAUGAAGAAUACAUCAUCUGGGAUUUAUGAUGUAGACAAAUAAACAGCAGGUUUGAAAUAAAAAUUAUUUACGUUUUCAUGAAGGACCCAUUAAAGUACUAUGUUUACUUUUCUCCACAUUCCCAUACUACUGUUGUAUUUAUACUGUUCUUUCAACCUUAUAAUUUGAAGAUUCUGGCUGGUUUUGUCUGUGUAUUUUCAUGACUCAUUUUAAGAUUCUGACAGUUUGAGGGUUUUGAUAAAGAUUGUAUUGUCUUUCUGAUUGUAUUGCUCAAUUUUUUUCCCUUAUUAAUAUUCAAUGUUUUAUUCUAUGUAAUAGUGAUAUAAAUUUGUAUUUUUGUAUUUAUAGACUUGUGCAUAGACUUACAAAAUGCUAAAUUGUUUGAAAAUAUUUGUGAUGGCAAUCAUUUCCUCAAAUAAAUGGA